Messenger RNA from Trypanosoma rangeli, 777 nucleotides. RefSeq names its product putative chromosomal passenger protein. The transcript has a single exon. The record is from RefSeq and is a predicted model, not a curated record. Lineage: Eukaryota; Euglenozoa; Kinetoplastea; Trypanosomatida; Trypanosomatidae. Bases 1 to 777 code for a protein of 258 amino acids.
AUGACCGUCGCAUGGAACCCCCAGCUAGUCGAAGAGCUGCUCUUCCGGCAGUACAUCAAGGGCGAGGAUGUUUCCAUGCUACUUCCUCCACCACCAGCUUUGGAAGCCGACCAGUACAUGGAUAAGUACGAGCAGAGCACCAAGAUUUUGUCUUCAUACGUUCGGAAUGGGCCUGCAGCGACCCUAUCGUCUCAAAAUGUCAAUACUGCAUCGAGGAUUUACGGCGCCACACCUGUGAAAGGGCACACAUCGCUCUCUCGGUUUGCCAACGCGCCUCCAGCCGCGGCAGUUCCGGCUGCGGAUCCCAGAGCACAGGUGAACCGCACUCCCAACGGAAAGGAACUCUUCUCCGCGGUGGUGGACUCACCGAUUCCGACUGCACCCAAUGCAUCGGCACGACAAGGAAAAGCCCCCUCACCUGCACAGGUGAGGAAAAAUCGGGUGGAAUGGCCUUCCUCCGUGCCCACCAACGCGUCUCUUAAGAGCUCAAGUCGAUCAAAAGUGGCGCAUUUGACGGCAAAGCGUGUGGCCGCUCAAGAAACAGUGGAUCCGGAUCUGAUCUUCGCUCAGAACUCUGGAGAGCUUCCCUUACACGCCAUAUUUGCGAAAUUUCCCAAGGCCCUUGAUACCCUUGCAGCCAUUCGUGGCGCAAGUGGGGACUGGCGGAACGACACUUUUACUACAGAAGAGGAAAAUCAAUACAAGCGUGAGUUGGGCUUUGUGCAUGUGGGGCCCAGUCAGUGCACCUUCAGUGGAUCGAAUCUCUUACACAAGUAG